Doryrhamphus excisus (bluestripe pipefish) is the source of this 316-nucleotide messenger RNA. RefSeq names its product phosphatidylinositol N-acetylglucosaminyltransferase subunit Y-like. Gene Ontology annotation, biological process: GPI anchor biosynthetic process. The record is from RefSeq and is a predicted model, not a curated record. Gene Ontology annotation, cellular component: glycosylphosphatidylinositol-N-acetylglucosaminyltransferase (GPI-GnT) complex. Lineage: Eukaryota; Metazoa; Chordata; Actinopteri; Syngnathiformes; Syngnathidae.
AUGUUCUCCCUGUCGGUGAUGGUCGGCCUGGUCCCCAUGGUGUCUCUCUUUGGGUUGUUCUACUCCGCUGCGGUGGAUGAGAACUUCCCUCAGGGCUGCACCAGCGCUAACAACGUCUGCUUCUAUAGCCUCCUGCUGCCCGUCACCAUCCCCGUCUAUGUCUUCUUCCACCUGUGGAGCUGGAUGGGAAUCAAGCUCUUCAGGCACAAUUAAUCUGGACUAAGAAUACAAAUGAUGCCCAUUCAAAGCUCACUUGGCUUGAAGACUUAUAUAACUAAUUACAACAUAUUACCAGUUUAAUAAAGAUUCAUAUGAA